This is a messenger RNA of Lepisosteus oculatus (spotted gar), 10638 nucleotides long. The record is from RefSeq and is a predicted model, not a curated record. NCBI's taxonomy places the organism in Eukaryota, Metazoa, Chordata, Actinopteri, Semionotiformes, Lepisosteidae.
ACCCGCUGCAUCCACCACUGAUGAGCAGCCCUGCUACAAAGCAUGUCAGGUGUAAGAGUGAGAAUUUGCUUCAUCAAUUAAGGGCCACAGCCACUCACCGAGGACAGAUCAUCUUCAAGGACGCCCUGGCCCAGCAGCUGUGUGAACAGGGAGCUCCCACAGAGUCUCCUCUGAGGCCCAGUCUAGCUGAAAUCCAUGGAAAUCACGUCAUCCUCCGUGACGAUUUUGACUCCAACCAGCAGGGGGAGCUGGAUCUUAGCAUCUGGUCUGAGUGUAAGAGCUGCGAGGUGGGGGAGCAGUGUGGAGUCCUUAUGCACGGCAGAGCACUGACGUUCUGCGAGCCCUUCGGGCAGAGAGAGCUAACUUCUGUCCCCCUGAACACCAGCACAGCCACAGUCCUGCAGUUCGCUUUGGGCUCCGGCUCCUGUCGCUUCAGUUACUCCGACCCCAGCAUCGUAGUGUCUUACAGCCUCAACAGCUCUGAUGACUGGAUACCCCUGGAGAGGAUCAGGGCUCCCUCAAACAGCAGCACAGUGGUCCACAUCCUGGCCCUCCCGCCCCGGUCCCGGGGGGAGGGGGCGCGGGUGCGCUGGGCCCAGGAGCCCGUCUCGGGGCCGGAGGGCUACGAGUCAUGCUGGAGCAUCGACAAUGUGCUGCUGGUCAACACAGCUCACCGGCCCCCCCUGCUGGAGGACAGCUUGGACCCCCCCGACACUGCUAACUGGCUCUUCUUCCCUGGAGCCACUGUCAAGCAUGCCUGCCAGUCGGAGGGCAAUGCUCUGUACUUCCAUGGAGCAGAAGGCACCGGGAUCAGCUUCGCCUCAACCCGGGACAUCGACCUGCACCGCCAGGAGGGACAGAGCUACUGGGAGGAGGAGUUUGAGAGCCUGCCCACGGGCUGGGAUAUCCGGGGCGCUGUGCUGGGGACGCAGUGUGGGGAUGUGGAGUCGGGCUCCGCGCUGGUGUUCCUGCGGGACGGAGAGAGAAAGGUGUGCACUCCCUACCUGGACACCACUGCUUACGGCAACCUGCGCUUCCACUACACCAUGGGUGGGGGGCUUUGUGACCCUGGCGAGUCCCAUGAGAAUGAUGUCAUCCUGUAUGGCCGGGCUGAGGGAAGCCCCUUUGUGGUGUCAGUGGCUCUUCCGCCAGAUCUGCAGACUCCCACCACUCAGUUCUGUCUGGAGCAGCACUCUCACGCCGGCUCCGGCCGCCAUGUCUGGGCCCUGGACUUCCUGCAGCUGCUCCCUGUGCUCCCCGGCGCACAGACUCACGUGGCCCAGUUCUCCAUCAACCUGGGCUGCGGCUCUUACCAGCCCGCCAACAGCGUCAAUCUGGAGUUCUCCACCAAUCACGGGCGCUCGUGGUCGCUCCUGCACACCGAGUGCCUGCCGGAGCUGUGCGCUGGGCCUCACCUGCCUCACAGCACGGUCUACUCCUCCGACAACUACAGCGGGUGGAGCAGGAUAACAAUCCCCCUGCCCAAUGCCGCCCUGACGGAGAGCACGCGGUUCCGCUGGAGGCAGACGGGGACAGGGCCAGGAAACAUGUGGGCCGUCGAUAAUGUCUACAUUGGACCAUCCUGCCUGCGCUUCUGCUCUGGCAGGGGACAGUGCACGAGGAACGGCUGCAAGUGUGACCCGGGAUUUUCCGGGCCGGCAUGUGAGCUGGCUUCCCAGACAUUCCCGGCGUUCCUGUCUGAGGGGUUUUCCAGUGCGAGGCUCUCCUCCUACCACAGCUUCCAGUCUCUGCGGGGGGCUGAGGUCAGCUUUGCCUGUGGUGUUCUGGCCAGCGGCAAGGCCCUCGUGUUCAACCGGGACAGUCGGAGACACCUGGUCACCACACCCCUUGACAGCUCCCAGGCCAGGUAUCUGCAGUUCACUCUGCGGCUGGGCAGUCGCAGUACGCUGAGCUCCUGCAGUGCUCCUGACCAGCCCGGGGAGGGCGUCCUGCUACACUAUUCCUCCGACAAUGGCAUCACCUGGACCCUCCUGGAGCACUAUCCCUACCAAGGCUUCCAUGAGCCCAGGAUUGUGUCUGUAGAGUUGCCUCAGGGUGCCCGGACGUUUGGAGUGCAGUUCCGGUGGUGGCAGCCGUACCACUCUGGAAGAGGCCAGGACGUGUGGGCACUGGAUGAGAUCACCAUGACUUCCGUCCUCUUCAACAGCAUCAGCCUCGACUUCAGCAAUGUGCUGGAGGUCACUCAGAGCCUGGGCUUCUACCUGGGACAUGUGCAGCCCUACUGUCAGCACGACUGGACACUGAGUUUCACAGGCGAGUCCAGCCCUGGCUCCAGUAUCCGCUAUGUGGAGACCCAGUCCAUGCAGAUAGGGGCGUCCUACAUGCUUCAGUUUGCCUUGGUGCUGGGCUGCGGGCGUGAGGCUUCACCACAUAUCGACACACAAGUCAGCCUGGAGUUCUCCACCAACCACGGCUUGACCUGGCACCUGGUGCAAGAGGCCUGUCUGCCCGGGAUGCCCAGCUGUGUGGAGUUUACUGCCCCCAGCGUGUAUCACCCCUCCGAGUUCUCACAGUGGCGAAGGGUCACUCUGCCCCUCCCUCAGAAGACCUGGUCCAGCGCCACGCGCUUCCGCUGGAUCCAGAGCUACUACGGCGCCCCCGACGAGUGGGCACUGGACGACAUCUACAUCGGCCAGCAGUGCCCGAGCAUGUGCCAGGGCCACGGCUGGUGCAACCACGGCACCUGCAGGUGUGAUGAAGGCUUCUCGGGGCCAGACUGCCAGCCCAGCACACACCUCCCCUCCAGCGUGAUGUCAGACUUUGAGUCCCAAAGUUCUCUGCACAGCGCCUGGAAGGAAGUGAUCGGCGGACAGGUGGUGACCCCAGAGCAGGGCUGUGGGGUCGUCUCUGCUGGGUCUUCACUCUACUUCAGCAAGGCAGGGCGCAGGCAGCUGGUUAGCUGGGACCUGGACACGGAGUGGGUGGAGUUUGUGCAGUUCUACCUCCGCGUGGGCGGGGACUGGGCGGAGUGUAACCAUGCCGACAGCCGAGAGGAGGGUGUGCUCCUGCAGUACAGCAACAACGGGGGCAUCAGCUGGGGGCUCAUUGCAGAAAUGUACUUCACUGACUUCACCAAGCCACGGUUUGUUCACUAUGAGAUACCCAGCUCUGCCAAGACACCUUGCACCCGGUUCCGCUGGUGGCAGCCGCUGCACUCAGGGGAGGGGUACGACCAGUGGGCCAUUGACGACAUCAUCAUCCUCUCUGAGAGAGAGAAACACAUUAUACCCAUUGCAAACCCCACUCUCCCCCAGAAUUUCUACGAAAAGCCAGCGUUUGACUACCCUCUAAACCAGCUGAGUGUGUGGCUGAUGCUGGGCAAUGAGGGGAUGGAGAAGAACGAGAGUUUCUGUGCACCCACGCCCUCUGCCAUGGUGUUCGGGCGCUCAGAGGGCGACCGCAUGGCAGUAACCCGGGACCUUGCCCUGCGCCCAGGAUACACCCUGCAGUUCAAGCUGAAUAUCGGCUGUGAGUCCCAGUUCAGCGCCUCGGCUCCAGUGCUGCUGCAGUUCUCCCAGGACGCAGGGCGCAGCUGGGCUCUGGUCCGGGAGGGGUGCUACCCAGCCUCUCCAGGAGGGGGCACCUGCCAGGGCAGCAGGCGUGAACUUCGUGAGCCGACCGUCUACAGCGCUGGGGACUAUGAGCACUGGACCAGGGUCACUGUGGUGAUACCACGCACUGUGGCUGCCAGCAAGACGCGCUUCCGCUGGUUCCAGGAGAGCAGUGUGCACCGGGACGCCCCUCCCUUUGCCCUGGAUGGGGUCUACAUCUCCGAGCCCUGUCCCAACCACUGCGGGGGGCAUGGCGACUGCAUCUCGGGGGUCUGCUUCUGCGACAUGGGCUACACAGUGGAAGAGGGAACAUGUGUACCCACACAGCCCAGCCCAACUGAGAUGUGGGAGGGGUUCGAAGGCAAACUCAGCCCACUGUGGCAGGGCCAGACCGGGGGGCAGGUCGGCAUGGGCUGUGGGACCAUCAGCGAGGGAAAGGCGCUAUAUUUCAAUGGCCCAGGAAGGAGGGAGGCCAGGACUGUCCCCCUGGAUACCACGCACACCAGGCUGCUCCAGUUCUUCAUCCGGAUUGGGAGUAAGGCUCUGGGCUCCUCCUGCAGUAGGCCUCGCUCCCGGGAUGAAGGGUGGGCUCUGGACAAUGUGCUCCUUUCCCCAGGCUGCCCCUGGCUGUGUUCCGGUCAUGGCUUCUGUGACAAUGGCCAUUGCGUGUGUGACCGCGGCUUUGGGGGUCCUCACUGUGUCCCUGUGACGCCCAUGCCAUCCGUGUUGCGGGAAGACUUCAAUGAAAACCUGCGCCCCGAGCGGUGGCCUGAGGUGUACGGGGCCGAGAGGGGGACUCUUAACGGGGAGACCCUGAAGUCUGGCACUGCGCUCAUCUUCAAGGGGGAGGGCUUGCGGAUGCUGGUGUCGCGUGACCUGGACUGCAGCGGCACCCUGUACAUCCAGUUCUCCUUCAAGUUCAUCACCAAGGGGGUCCCGGAGCGCUCCCACUCGGUGCUGCUGCAGUACUCGGUGAACGGCGGCAUCAGCUGGCUGCUCCUGGACGAGUUCUACUUCCCCCAGUCCACCGACACGCUGUUCCUGCACCUGCCGCUGCCGGCCAGCGCCCAGAGCAACGCCACCCGCUUCCGCUUCUGGCAGCCCUACAGCAACGGUAAGAAGGAGGAGGUGUGGGUGAUCGAUGACCUCAUCAUUGAUGGCGGAGCCCUGCGCACCCUCCAACUCCUAUCAGACAGUUUCGAGGGGGGGCCCCGUGAAGACAGCUGGCUCUUCUACCCGGGGGGCAACAUCGGGCUCUACUGUCCCUACCUGAAGGGGGCGCUGGAGGACGAGUCGGCCAUGGUGUUUGUGUCCAGCGAGGCGGGAGAGCACUCCAUCACCACCCAGGAGAUUGACGUCAAUGAAAACACCAUUGUCCAGUUCGAGAUCAACGUGGGCUGCACCUCGGACAGCUCGGCCGCUCACCCCGCCCGGCUGGAGUUCUCCAGGGAUUUCGGGGCAACCUGGCACCUCCUGGUGCCGCUGUGCCAGGGGGGUCCUCAGCUCAGCUCGCUGUGCUCCACCGAGAUGCACCCGGCCAGCGUCUACUACCCAGGCACCACGCAGGGCUGGCGCCGGGAGGUCAUCCACUUCGGGAAGCUGCGGCUGUGCGGGUCGGUCCGGUUCCGGUGGUACCAGGGCUUUUACUCCAGUGGUACCCCUCCCCCAACGUGGGCACUGGACAAUGUGUACAUCGGGCCGCAGUGCCUGGACAUGUGCAAUGGACACGGGGCCUGCGUGGGCGGCACCCACUGCGUCUGCGAUCCGGGCUACUCGGGACCGGCCUGCGGCACCAGGGACAACCCCAACCCUGACUUCCUCAAGGAGGACUUCGAAGGAGGAUCCAUUGACCCCAAGCGCUUCCUGCUGGUGAGCGGGGGCAAGCCGUCCAGGAAGUGCAGCAUCCUGUCCAGCGGCAACAACCUGUUCUUCAGCGAGGAGGGAUUCCGCAUGCUGGUCACCACCGACCUGGACCUCUCCAACGCCAGGUUCGUGCAGUUCUUCCUGCGGCUGGGCUGUGGGAAGUCCCCCCCAGACCCCCGCUCCCAGCCCGUGCUGCUGCAGUUCUCGGUGGACGGGGGGCUGUCCUGGACACUGCUGCAGGAGUUCCUGUUCAGCAACAGCAGCAACCAGGGCCGUCUGGUAGCCCUGGAGCUCCCCCUGCGUGCCCGCACCCCUGCCACCCGCCUGCGCUGGUGGCAGCCCUCCGACAACGGGCAUUUCUACAGCCCCUGGGUCAUGGACCAGGUGGUGGUGGGCGGCAGUGCCAGCGGCUGGGGCCCGCUGGAGGAUGAUUUCUCCACCCUGGAUGGCCGCUCCUGGCUGCUGCACCCCGGCGGGACCCACAUGCCCGUCUGCGGCUCAGACGGCGACGCCUUCGCCUUCAUCGAGAAGGCCAGCACGCGCUACGCCGUGAGCACGGACAUCAGCCUGGGGCAGAGCUCCUUCAUGCAGUUCGACUUCUCGGCCUCCUGCUCCGUCACCAACUCCUGCUACGCCAUCGAGCUGGAGUUCUCCCUGGAUCUGGGCAUGUCCUGGCAGCCCCUGCUGAGAGACUGCCUGCCCACCAGCCUGGACUGCUCCAGCUACAGCCUGCAGAGGGUGCUGGUGUCCGACACCUACAACAAGUGGGGGCGCGUCACCCUGCCCAUUCCCCCCUACGCCAGGUCGCCUGCCACCCGGUUUCGCUGGUACCAGCCAGCGCCCUUUGACAAACAGCAGACCUGGGCUCUGGACAACCUGUACAUUGGCGAUGGCUGCCCAGACAUGUGCAGCGGGCAUGGGCGCUGCCAGCAGGACAGCUGCCUGUGUGACCCGGACUGGGGGGGAGAGGACUGCGAUGAGCCCCAGGUCACCCUCCCCUCCCAGCUGAAGGACAGUUUUGGUCGGCCCCCCUCGCCGGCCAACUGGCUGCUGCUGACCGGGGGCAAGCUGAGCACCGUGUGUGGGGCGGUGGCGUCGGGGGCAGCGCUACACUUCAGUGGGGGCUGCAGUCGCCAGCUGGUCACGGUGGACCUGAACCUGACCAGUGCCGAGUUUAUCCAGUUUUACUUCAUGUACGGCUGCAUGAUCCCGCCUAGCAGCCGGAACCAGGGAGUGCUGCUGGACUUCAGCGUGAACGGGGGGAUCAGCUGGAUUCUGCUCACUGAGAUCUUCUAUGAUCAGUACAGCAAGCCGGGGUUUGUGAAUGUGCUGCUGCCCCCUGCUGCCCGGGCAGAGGGGGUCCGGGUGCGAUGGUGGCAGCCACAGCACGAGGGGGCAGAGCAGAGCGACUGGGCGCUGGACAAUGUGCUGAUUGGCGGCUCGGACCCCCACUCCUCCAUCCUGGAUACCUUCGGGGGUUCGCUGCUGCCCAAUCACGAGAGAGCCCCCGCUGACGGCGUGCCCACUGGCCGCAUCGCCCUGGAGCCACACCCAGAGGACAUUGGCACAGUGAGCGAGCACUGGAUGUUCCACGAGGACUGCGCGGUGCAGCGCUUCUGCCGCGCCCCGGACGGCGUGAUGGUGUGCGGCGGCGCGGACGGGAGGGAGGUGUACGCCGUCACGCAUGACAUCGUCCCGGCUCGCGGCUGGAUCAUGCAGUUCAAGAUUGCCGUGGGCUGCGGGGCGCCGGAGAAGCAGACGGCGAGGCAGGUGCACGUCCAGUACUCGGUAGACUUCGGCGUGUCGUGGCGCUACCUGGUGCCGCAGUGCCUGCCCGCCGAGCCGCGCUGCGCCGGCCAGGUCUCCCAGCCCUCUGUCUUCUUCCCCGCCGCCGGCUGGAAGCGCGUCGUCUUCCCCCUGCCUGACGCCCUGACCGACACGCCAGUGCGGUUCCGCUUCUACCAGCAGCACUCGGACGCUCAGUGGGCUAUCGACAACUUCUACAUCGGGCCGCCCUGUCCGGACCACUGCGGGGGCCACGGCGACUGUCUGCAGCAGCGCUGCCUCUGCGACCCGGGCUUCUCCGGACCCAACUGCUACCUCAGCGCCUCUCUCCGAGUACGGCCCGGGCCCAGAGUCUCUCUCUCAGCCGCUCUCUCCACCUCGAGUGGACAGCUUUCUCACAGUGCCGUAGAAAAAGAUAGAAGCCUGGAUGGGAAGUUUGUCGAAUACUGGGCAAGGAUUGGCAGCGAGGACAACCUGACCACUUGUCACCGGCCAUCCUGCCGCAGGGAAGGAGUGCUGCUGGACUACUCCACCGAUGGAGGUGUGUCUUGGACGCUCCUUCACGAGAUGGACUACCUGAAGUAUAUCUCUGUGCGGAGGGAUUACAUCGUGCUGCCACUGGGGGCGCUCACUAACGCCACGCGCUUGCGCUGGUGGCAGCCCUUCGCCAUGGAAACCGGCCUGGCCACACCCAGCCUGGAGCGUGCUCAGUGGGCCAUCGACAAUAUCUUGAUCGGCGGCUCUGACAUCAAUCCCAGCAGCCUGCUGGACACCUUUGAUGACGAGGGGGCGUCCCACGAGGAGAGCUGGAGUUUCUACCCCAAUGCCGUGCGGACCGCUGGUUUCUGUGGCAACCCCUCCUUCCACCUGUACUGGCCCAACAAAAAGCAGGACGGAACACGGAACAUCCUGGCCACCAGAGAGCUGAUUGUCCAGCCUGGCUACAUCGUGCAGUUCAAGGUCAGAGCCCGCCCACAAGCAGGGAGAGUUGCUCCAAUGUCAAAUGUUUCCCUCUCUGUCCCCCCCCCCCCAGGAGACGACUGCUCCCUCUCCAGCGCUGACCUGCCCAGCUACAUCAAGGACAACUUCGAGUCGGAGGCGGUGACAGCUCAGAACUGGCAGCUGAUCCAGGGUGGGGGCACUGGCAGUGGCUGUGGCCAGCUGGCACCCCAUGCCCAUGGAAACUCUCUCUACUUCAAUGGCUGCAAGAUGAGGCAGGCAGUCACCAAAAUCCUGGACCUCACCAGAGCCAGUAAAAUCAUGUUCGUGCUGCAGAUCGGCAGCGUGUCCCAGACAGAGAGCUGCAACACCGCCCUGACACAGCCCAACACUGUGGAUCGUGCCGUACUGCUGCAGUACAGCAUCAACAGUGGCAUCACCUGGCAUGUCAUCGCCCAGCACCAGCCCAAGGACUUCAUCCAGGCUCAGAGAGUCUCCUACAACAUCCCGCUCGAGGCGCGGGUGAAAGGGGUGGAGCUGCGAUGGUGGCAGCCUCGUCACGACGGCGCAGGCCAUGACCAGUGGGCGCUGGAUCACGUGGAGGUCGUCCUGUGAGUAUCUCUAAUUGGCCUCCCAAACCCCCCCAGUGCAGCUGGCCAUCUGUUUCACCACCCUUCUAACUCCCAGGCCAGCACCUGCAUAUUUCCCGGAUUAUGAAUUCCCAGCUCCAAGUCCCAUUCCCUUUUAACGAAUCUGAGAGGCACAGGUUAAGGAAGGAUCUCGUCUCCUGCCCCAGCCUUGGCUCAGACUCAGGUUCAGACAGAGUUACCUUAGCAAGAAAUGAAACCUUCAGCGAGCGGCAGGACUGUGUAGUGCCCAGUUGUAGUGACCUCGCAGGAGCAGGCGCUGAUGUAUAGCUCAUCUCGCAAACCAAGCCAACCACAGGUAGGGGAAUUCAGGCUCAGCUAUUUCAGUUACUGCUGUAGCACCUUCAGCAGUUCUUGUCAGGGUUGUGGCCCAGGGUCUCAGGCAAAAGCAGAUGCACUGUGUCUGUCCCCAUUCUGCUCUGACACUUCAUCAAGGUGGCGGUGUCCAGGAGAGUGCACUCUUGCCAGUUCUGUGCUCUCAGUUCAAUAGUUCCCCUUUCCCCCCCUUAAUGGGUAGGUCCACAGUUUUGGCCACCAUCAGCUGGCCCUGUCUAUCUCUCUACCUGUCUGACUGCACCCACAUCAGCUGUGGACAGGAAAUCCUCUGUCCAUCUUGGUAUUUGUGGACAGAUGGACCCUACGGUUUAGCCUCUGUCCUCCUGCCUUUCUUCAAGUGGGCAGUCAGACACUGUCCAUGGGCACACAAAUUCCUGUUUGUGUUUGUCUCUGCCUCCUUUCUCUCUCUGUCUCUUUCUCGCUCUCUGUUUCUUUGGCCUGGUAUAUGCAGAAAGAUCGUGGCCCUGGCCUUAUCCGUCUGUUCCUAUGACUGUGAGAUAGUAUCUGCACACUUCGUACCUCUCUUCUGCUUAUGGUCUACAGCUAGCUGUCUGUCCUGUCUGUCUGUCUCCUCAAGAUGAUAUACAGACAACCCAAGGGUUAAUGUCACUGUGUCAGACAGAGAGAAUAUACACCAGUAUGUCUCUCUGGAUGGUAUGUCAGUCUAUAUGAAGAAUACACUUAGUAUCUUACUGUCUGUCUGGUGGGGCGCCUGUCUGUAUCAAGGCAAUCCUUGUAUUUUGGUGAAUAUGCCUGGGUGCUGUAUGUAGGUAGUCUGUCUGUUACAAGGCCAUUAGUGUUGGCAGUGGUGAAGGAGUGUCUGGCAGUGUGUGGUGAUGACACAGAGUAAACACUGACCUCAGAACACCCCUUGUUGAACUCUGAGCCCUGCUGUUAUUAACUGCAUUGUAGCCUGCCCAGAGACAGAUACACAGGCAUGGAGAUCCCCACAAACAUGUAUAAACUCUCUCAUACCUAUAUGGGUCUCUUACCUGCAGCACUAUUGGUGAUGAUUUAGCCAUUUGUUAUAGUGCUCUGCCCUGGACAGAUACAGUAGACAGACUGAUACUGUGUAUCAGCAAUGAUAAACCCUGGUCUUCAGGUUUCAUAGAGGUUUGGAAAAUGGGACCUGGAGAUGAAGACCAAUUAAGGCAAUAACCUUAGUCAGAAAACUAAACAAGAAGCUCCUGUGUAUUUUUAGGGCAGAUGUCAUCCCCCAUGUGCUCAGACAGACAGCAUUGAGGGAGACACAUGAAUAGACAGACUGGUAGACACAGAGCUGAUCUCAGAGUUCUCUCACUGCUGGGCUGUGCUGAUGCCUCUAUUGGCCAUUCUGCCCUUCUCAUCUCCACUGGGCCACCCAGAACACUGCCAGCGCAGACAGCCCUGGGCAUGGUGUUUGUGACGGACUGGACCAGUCAUUCUUACACAGCUCUCUGUCCUCUCCCUUUCUCCUCCUCUCCCUGCCUUUCCCUCUGGACUCUCCACUUGCUCUU